AUGCCGACACAAGGAGGCUUGAUCAACACAAAUGCGCUCGCGAUCCAAUACGACCGAACAGCACAAGAUCCAAGGGACGACUCCGCAAUAGGCCUAUGGAAUCGCCUUCUUAACGAUAAUUUUAAUGGCGACAGUUGGAUUGUGACAUCCAAAAAUCUCCGGCUAGACAGCACACGACCAGGCUUUGUUAUCGAGAAAGUCUUGCCUACUGGCACAUAUAUUGCGGCGAUAGUCACUGAACCAAAACCACAGCAUCAAACCAUGUUACAGGGCCAGCCUGUGGACAACCAAGCUUUAGAAAAUGCCAUAAGUGCUCUCAAUUCUGGUCGUUCAAGGGGUCAACAGAAAGUAUUUGUUCUCCGAGUUGUCGGUACACAAAUGAUAGCUUUCAAAGUCACGGUCGAUGAACCUUCUUUGAUGCCAUUGACAGAAGAUUUCAUGGAUGUUAAAAUUCAUGGUGUUAAUACGGGGCAAAUAUUCGAUCAGAUUAUGAACGCUAACGUCCUGGAACCAUGA
Messenger RNA from Microsporum canis CBS 113480, 516 nucleotides. RefSeq lists its product as uncharacterized. Bases 1 to 516 code for a protein of 171 amino acids. The transcript has a single exon. The record is from RefSeq and is a predicted model, not a curated record. Lineage: Eukaryota; Fungi; Ascomycota; Eurotiomycetes; Onygenales; Arthrodermataceae.